UAGUAUUCCACGAAUAAAAGGCUGUAAAAAUGAGGCAGUGCAACCCAAGUUAAUGCGAUAGGAGGCAGCCGUCGUAGGAAUUGACCGGCCACAAUUUGGCCAGCCGUGUUUCAUCCCAGCACCAACACCACCCUUGAGAUCAGCUCUGAAUAGGACAGCAGGCAGCAAUACCUCCAAACACAGAGCUCAUUCAAAAGACGGGCACUGACCUUGUUGCCUUACGUGCUCAGUUACCACCAAGCUUACUCGAUUAAAUUCUCUAAUUAUUUCUACACGAAAUGCCUCCUACAAGUAAAAAGCACUAUAAAAAGACAAAUACCGACAGACCGUCUUGCAUAUUCUCCCCUCUCCCCGCUCGCGAGUACGAGCGUAGCUUAAAUCCAAAAGAGCUUGGCCGGUUUAACGAGCGAGUGCAGAGACUAGACAAACGGGUCUGGCGUAACUGCACCAGGCGCAAUGUAUCCGAAUUCUGCUGGGAAGUCCACGCGUGGGAGGACGUGUUCGACCAAAUCCGAGAAGAAGACGCAUUUCGAAUGGACAAAGUCGACUACACAGCGCUCGAAAAAGACAAAAACGGCAACUGGCAAAAAAUCAAACGAACGCCAGACGCAACUAUCGGUUUCCAGCCUACCCACGGCGGCUUCGAGACCGAAGUCCAGAGCGCACAGGGCUGGAUUCCCCUAUCUUGGAUCUGCGAGGUGACCCGCGUCCCAUUCGACCGGGACAACGACGCGAGGAGUUUCGUGUUCCCCUUCGCCGUCUACGAGGCCAAGAAGAGCUACUCCUCCGACUUCGAGGCAGAAGCGCAGAUCGCGCACGCUUGCGACCGCUACCUAGGACUGCUCGACAGUGUCGUCCGCGACCCCAGAGAUCCUGCCAAGUACCAGUGGCGAACCAGCCGUGAAUACCAGAUGUUUGCCUUCACAUCCUGCGCUUCCGAGUGGAGGGUAUACGUAGCUCGACGCUACGGCGAGUAUCACAACGUAGAGACAAUCUGGGCAGGCGACGUGAAGUAUCCAAUUCAUGCCGUAAGUCUAUUAAGUAUCAUCGAUCAAAUUCAGAAGUGGGCAGCCGACGUCUUUCGGCCGUUUGUUAUCAAACAUCUGGACAUACGAGCAAAACUCUCUAUGGACAGCACGCUCAGGUGGAAUAGGCAAGGAUUUGUUGGUCCCGAAGCCGCUAUGCCGCCGUGUGUCAUGCGGACAUAUCGCUGUCGUGAUGUACAUAAAUGUACGACAAGGCUUAAAUUUGUGCAGACUGAUGGCGAAAUAGUUCCGCCGGAAGUGUUAGGUCGAGUCUCAAGACUAUACUCCGGUGCCGUAGUAGUCAGAGAGCUUGUUCACAUAAACUAGUAGUAGUGCCAUGGAAGUUAUUCGCGGUGGUUGAAGUAUUUUAGGUACUUAGGUAUGUGUACCUAAGAUUAUAUUAUUAUUAGAUCAUAGAAUAAGUGUUUACCCGAGAGGAAACGGGCUUGUGACAGAAGACACCAUAUUGUCCCGUGUAAGAGAAGGAAGUUCGUAUCAGACAAAGAGAAGUUGUUAUUAAUAGUAAGCAUUUCUCUCGCUAUCUCUUGAAUAAUUCAUACUAUA
Messenger RNA from Daldinia loculata, 1589 nucleotides. RefSeq lists its product as uncharacterized. The transcript is spliced from 3 exons. NCBI's taxonomy places the organism in Eukaryota, Fungi, Ascomycota, Sordariomycetes, Xylariales, Hypoxylaceae. The coding region runs from base 279 to 1352 and encodes 357 amino acids. The record is from RefSeq and is a predicted model, not a curated record.